Molecule: messenger RNA, 1428 nt
Organism: Leptinotarsa decemlineata (Colorado potato beetle)
Lineage: Eukaryota; Metazoa; Arthropoda; Insecta; Coleoptera; Chrysomelidae
Gene: BORCS6
Product: BLOC-1 related complex subunit 6
Biological process (GO): lysosome localization
Cellular component (GO): BORC complex
Source: RefSeq, a predicted model, not a curated record
UGCAAGUUCUUUCAUCAGCUUUCUUUUAGUAACAGGAUAUUUUUUGUUGUUGGGCACAUAUAUUAUUCAACUAUUGCCUCCAGCUAUAUUGAUCAAAUGUAAACACCACUAUUGGCUGAGCUUUUCUUUCUACAUUAGACCUGUUAGAUCUGAUUUACCAUUACCACUAGAAAAACCACAGGCUGAUCUGGAGGAAGACGUAGAUGAUGACGAAAUAUCUCAGCAAAUGACACAAUCAUACAGUGAAAUUUCUUUCAAAUCUGGUUUCAGUCCGGAGAGCGAAAUACCAAUAUCAUCAACUCUAGAAUCCAUAUCUUUAGUAGAUGAAAUCAAGCAGAGACCUAUGACAUUACCUUGCACCCAAAAUUCACCGAGUUCUAAAAGGUUGGUUCCACUGAAUCUGGAAGGAUCUAUCCAUGUAGAAGGGAAUAUGACACAUUUUGUUGCAGAAGAUUUGGAAAAUAAAAUAAGACUAUCUAGCCCCGUUGCCAAAAAAGAUACGCCCAUUAUAUCUAGUAACUCUCGAAAUUGUACGCCAAGCCCUCUUUACCGACAGUUACUUGUACCUCAAGUUGGACAGCUUGAUACUGCUCUAAUCAAUGAUUUAGAGUGUGAAGCACAUAGAAUGGCGACAUCGAUUGAUAACUUGAUAGAGAAUCUCUCUGGUAUUUUACAUUCUAUAUCGUCAAUUACAGCAGACAACGUAGAUGUUUACAAAAAUGCGGUGGCAAAGAUGUCUGAUGCCAUGGAUUCAAAUAUCAAGAGCAUUUAUACAAUGAUGGCCAAAGCGGAAGAGGUUACACAAUCCAUGAAAAUUAUAGAGGGGCAUGCUUCUAGAAUAAAGGAAAUCAAGAGACUUGUGGAUCUUUUUGAGAGUUUCAUUUAAACUGUUAUUGUGUAAGAAUUGAGAAAUUGCUUGCCGAUAUAAUUUUCAGGUGAUUCAGGGAAGUUUUUUCCUGAACGUCUAAGAGUUUUCCAACGUAUAAUAAAUUACUGACAUAUAUCUCUUCAGUGUUUUUCUCCACAAAUUAUUACACAUUUAACCAAAUAUUCAAAAAAGUAUAUUCAACCCAAGCUGUCAUCUUCAGACUGUUUUAUCUCUUUCGAGUUCAUUGGACAGCAUAAAAGGCCAAGCAGAAUUUCCUCUUCCUGCUUCAAAUACCACAGAAUAAUGCCCACACCAGUUUCAAAAUCAUUGUUCAUAAACACAAAAUCAAUUCUACAUGAUAUGUAACCUCUUAUCUAAAGAGGAGAGUUUCAAAAUAUACAUAACAAAUAUAAAAACGCAAUCUUUUUGACUCGGCCUGUAACUAGUCUUCACAGGAUCAUAUUUUUUUAAAUUAUAAGAGUUGUUCAUUUCGAUUUUAGAGGAACUCGGCUAGUUUUGAAUUGCUAAUCUUUGUAAAUGAAUAAAAUGAACGUCGCUCU